CCGACUUAACGUAGAGGAGGUAGUCUCUUAACAACUUAAUUCAUAUACCUAUUAAACAUUAGUGUUGAGAUAAAAUGAAAACUGAUUAACGCUGUGGAAUCUUCGCUGCAUUGGCGCAUUGUCUGUCUCAAGGUGUCGAAACGUUCGGUUGUCUGUCUGUUAGUUGGUUGGUGUCCAUACAGCUUACAAUUCAGUGAAAUCAACCCGGAAAACGUGUAUUUGACUCAAGCUUUAUAAAGCAUUCUCAGACUUUGUGAAAUGGCGAAUAAGGAAUCAGACAAUUCGGACAGUGCCAGUAGCGUGGAUCUCCCCGCCAUUAGUGGACUGAACAAGAACAGCGCCCACCCCGAGGAAUGGACCCUCCCCCACGAGUGGAGCAUGGAGAAGAGAGAGUUAUUUGAGAACUGGAAAAUGGAUGUCCAGAACCAAAUAGCUAACCUGGCUUCUUCGCUGGAAAAAUCUCUGGCACAAUACCCAAACCCUGAUGCUGGGGAAUAUUUUAAUUAUGAGGACGAGAAACUGAAAGCCGAAUUCGAGAAACAACAGAGACUUUACGCGAGAUAUGCCGGUGAUACUCUAAACUACGGACUCAGUAGAAACCCGGAAAAAGCUUUCCCGGAUAAAUAUUGACACGUGACUAACUUUAAAGUGAGUGUGAGAAAUACCAUACGUUCUAAGCCCCCGGUCCUUGCCACAGUCCUAGGAUCCUUAAGAACAUUUGGAUUGUUAUACGCAUCGUAAAUUUGUUGUGUCCAUUGUUAAUAGGCUAAAUUAAACACAUUGCUAUCCUUA
Messenger RNA from Saccostrea echinata, 792 nucleotides. RefSeq lists its product as uncharacterized. The coding region runs from base 259 to 630 and encodes 123 amino acids. The record is from RefSeq and is a predicted model, not a curated record. The transcript has 3 exons. NCBI's taxonomy places the organism in Eukaryota, Metazoa, Mollusca, Bivalvia, Ostreida, Ostreidae.